Strongylocentrotus purpuratus (purple sea urchin) is the source of this 5385-nucleotide messenger RNA. RefSeq names its product prominin-1-A (gene prom1). Gene Ontology annotation, cellular component: cilium; cell surface; apical plasma membrane. The record is from RefSeq and is a predicted model, not a curated record. Gene Ontology annotation, molecular function: cholesterol binding. NCBI's taxonomy places the organism in Eukaryota, Metazoa, Echinodermata, Echinoidea, Camarodonta, Strongylocentrotidae. Bases 337 to 2892 code for a protein of 851 amino acids. The transcript has 26 exons.
AACUCUUUGACAGAAGAUAGCGCGGCUGUAACAUACCGAUGCUUACGCGUACGGAACAGCGCUCCCAUGCAGUGCCCGAAAAUCUCCGCUCCGCAUAUGUACUGGAAAGUCUAACGACAAAAACCGCGGCCUGUCAGAGGGAAGGGUCCAUAACACUUGACGCUGUACCUGUAACUUGGAGGGUUGUAAGUAAAUUUGUGAAACGUUUAAGUGAUAGCAAGGAAGAUCUAAACUCGAAAAGCAGAGGCAAAAAGAGGCAAUACAUCAUCCAUUAUCAUCAGAGGUUUUCAAUAAACCAUCAAGAAAAAUUCUUUGGUUGAUUUGGAAUCCCUCAAAAUGGCUGUACCAGGGACUUGUAUCAAUCGAUUGAGGUUACAUGAAUUGGUGAUAGUUUGUACAGUGCUUCUUGGAACAGUAGGAUUAGCUCAAGGAUUUAGGGAGAGCAAUGGGCGUAUCGAAUGGGAUGCAUUCCCACCGGAACCCGACUACCAAUCAGGACUCCUUCAGAUGCCUCAUACCCUGAGAGAUAUUAAUAGAGUGGCUGUGGCAUUCAUUCAUGCUCUACCACCUAAAGAGCUACCAUGGGAUCUUUACAGAGGAAUUAUCAAUGGAACUGUGGACUUCUCAGAUCCAAUGUUGUAUGUGGAUCACACAGUAGCAUUCAUGGCUAUGUUUGCCAUAGCUGUAAUCUUCAUCAUCUUCAUGCCAAUUACUGGAAUCAUCUUCUGCUGCUGUAGAUGUUGUGAUAGGUGUGGGGCUCACAUGCUCCAACGAGAGGAAGAUAACGUGCCUUGGAAGAGGGCGGGCUUUGCCUGCGGACUUCUCAUUGUCUCCAUCAUUAUGACGAUAGGUAUUGGGAUAUCAUUCAUUGCUAACCAGAACAUCUCUACAGGACUUCGCAAAGUAGAACCCAAUAUACAAACAAACAUGGAUGAUCUCUUGAUGUAUGUCAAUCAGACUGUCGAUGAAAUUGAUUUUCUUUUGGAUCAAGUGGACAAAGUGAAAAAUCUUGCUAUGGAGAAAUUAGAUAACAUCAGCAGUGCAGUGGGUCAACCAGUGAGAGAUGAGAUUGGGUUCAAAGUUGAACCUGCCAUUUAUGCUGUCAAAGAGCUUCAUAGAGAUGCAUAUGAUGCACAUGUCCUCCUCAACAAAACAAAUGACCUCAUUCAGGACCUGCAGCUCAUGGCCAUGGUACUCACAGACUCAAUGACCAAUGAGAGAAGUCGUCUUAAUGAAACCCUCCAAUCACAAGCCUGCAUUCAGAGUGAAGGUUGCAGCGCUGCACGAGAUCUUAUUGAUCUGAAUAGACUUUCUAUUUCUACAUACUACAAUCAGACAAAUAUUGAAGACCUAUUGAUGCAGGCAUCAGAGGCAUUACAAAGCAACCUGACCAGUUUUGCUAUCAACUCUCAAGCCAUCUUAGAUUCUAUUCCACAGAGAAUUGAAAAAGAAGGCACUUCACAUGUGCAAGAAAUGAAGGAAAUGGUUGAGGAUCUGUAUUCUGGAGGUGCUUCUGACAUUGUUAAUAAUGCUAGAAGUUUGAGCCAAGGGGUUAUAGAUCAGAUAACAGCAAUCUUCAGUCAUAUCUCAGAUCAACCAGUUUCAGAAAUGCUUUAUAAAAGCCUCCACAUGGCAGUUACAUAUGACCAGUACAGGUUUUAUAGUGGAAUAGGAUCAGUGUGUGUCUUCAUCAUCAUUAUCUUAUGUAACUAUCUUGGAGUACUGUUUGGGGAGUGUGGUCGAGAGAAGAGAGAUCAACCUACAGAGAGAGGAUGUCUAUCAAACCUUGGGGGAACUCUGCUUCUUGCUGGUGUCGCAUUUGGAUUCCUGUUUUCUGCUCUGUUGAUGCUGAUGACGACCAUCCUCUUCUUGGCUGGAGGAGGAACAGAGAAAGGAAUAUGUCAACCAAUUGAGACAAGAGCAAUGUUGAGAGAGCUCGUUGACCACCCACAUCUUCUUGACCGUGGAGAACCUAGUUUUCUGGGAUCUUUCUUACUAGGGGACGGCAACCAACCAAUCAGCGCUGAAAAGAUCAUCAAUAAAUGUGAACAGAAUGCAGCUAUCCUGACUACCAUUGAUACAAACAUUACCACCACAAUCGCAGAGCUAUUACUCAAUUACAACAAGUCUUCCUUUGUGUUAGAAUCUAUGGACCUAUCUAAUUUCACUACAUUAGACAACAGAGUAGAAUCAUCACUCAUUCGUAUCAGAGAUGCUGGUGAUAAGAUCAACAUCUCAGGUAUACUCCAAGAGAUAAAUCAGAGUAUUACCAAAGUAAACCUGACUGACUAUGCCAUUAUUCUGAGGACCACAGCAAACAGUGUGACAAAUAUGACGCUGAGUAACAUGUUGCACAGUCAUGCUUAUCAACUGACGACACUUACCAAUACAUUUGUCAAACCAAUGCAGUCUAAAGUGAAUGUGCUAAAGAGUAAGCUAACAUCAUUACAGAGCAAGACACAGUACUUAUCGGCUAUGAUUAAUGGAACUUUAGAAAGGGUUUAUGAGACAGAGUCGUUUCUUCGCAAUGAUGGUCCGGUAAUACUUGAAGAGGAAAUCAAAAGGUUUAGAGAUAAUUUGGUUGGUUACCUAGAGCAGACUGCAGAUCACAUCAUAUAUGAGCUAACAACAGACUUUGGGCACUGCAGGCCUAUAGCAUCGGUCUACUCAUCCCUUGACAUGGUACUCUGUGAUUACACAUCAGAUUCUCUGAAUUCAUUGUGGUUUACAUUGGGAGGUUGUGUGCUACUUCUUAUUCCAAGUAUUGUACUUGCCGUUAAGCUUUCCAAAUACUACAGGCGAAUGAAGUUCUUUGAAGACAUAUAUGGAGAGAAUGACCUGGACACAUUACCCAUGAAGGCAUAUGAACCUAAUAGAGAGUUUUCAUCAUAAGCUGCCUUUUUCUCUUUCUAUGGGGAAUGAUCCUCCAGUUGGUGAUACUGAAACUACAUUAACCAGUGUGGAUUUGGUGUUAUAUGCUACGCUAUGCCUGGUGAAUCCUACUGGUGCAUUCAUAUGGUGCCUUACAUCGUUAGGACUAUUUCUUCCUUUGAGAAUUUUUUUCUUGACAAACAAUUAAAUGUGACCUGUUUUGGAAAGCUUUUUUCUCGCUGUGCUGCAAGCUUCUUCAGACCUUCUUUGUAGAUGGUGCUGUUGCUAAUACUGAAUUUUUUAAAACUCCAUUCUUAUUGUAAUGGUUUAGCCUAUCUCUUGCCAAUUGUCUCUUGGUACCCAGAAGGGUUUCAAUCCUUUAAUAUUAAGAUUUUAUCACCCUUCUGGGUGACGUCCAUAUGAACUGAUAUACCACCUAACUAGCUGACAGCAUAUUGGAAGAAAGUCAUAUAUUCUUAUGUGUUUAACAAAUAAAAAUUGAAGAAUUUUUGUUUAAAGCAGCUUAAUAGCAAGUCAUGAAGUGAUGCAAAGACUGCCACAGUGUUGAAGGAGGCUUUUUAAAAGUAAUCAUAGAUUGUUACGAAGUUGAAAACUUGUGAUUAACUUUAUUGAGCAUUUGAACUUUUGUUAUGAGCAAGACUUGGGGGAAAAACCUGGUCUUACUACUCUUCUGACUACAUCACUGGUAUCCUAACCUAAAAAUAUAGAGCAUGACUAUAUAUAUCGUGAGAAUAUUAAUUGCAGAAAAAAUUUAAUGUAUCCCAGAUUUGUAUUGACUUAUUAGUUGAUGAUGGAAAGUGAUUUCAAAAGAAGGUACGCAUCAAAUUUUAAAACUGUGAAAUGUGCCUUAUUAAUGUUGAGAGAGCCUACCUCUGAAGUUAAAGCUAAUGGUUAUCUUCCAUACAAGUAUUGAUGUUGCCAGUUUAUGGAUACCAGCUUGCCAGUAUGAGUUUGAAACUAUCUGUACAUAGCAUGCCCUCUUGCCCCCAAUUUAUUAUUUAUGGCACCAAUGAUUUACUAAAGUAGCUACCGGUAGAACAGAUAGAAAUUAUCUUGUCAAAAGAAUGGAGAAGAUAAAACCAAAAUAAACUUUAGUUAAUAGUACAGACCACUUGCUGUUUUGUCAUUGUAUUCCAUUGUAUUCCAAGUUUGUAUAUCAUUUUAUUUUUCAUAUAUUAUCUAUGACUGGUUGAAGGUUCUAAAAAAAUGUAUGUAAAUAUGCCAUUCAUUUGCAAGCUUUAAAAUGUAUGAUUCUUUGUGUGAUCAAGGAAAAUACAUGUAUUCAUUUGCCAACCCUUUAUCUUAUGAAGAACAAUAAGUAUUAUACAACUGGACAAAAAAAGUAAACAAAAGGCUUUGUCAAAUAAUUGUAAUAUACCUAUGCAUAUUUAGUCAUGGGUACCUGAAGUUUGAUGUAGCAUAAUAUUGAUAAUGAAAAUUGUUUUUUUAUUUUGUACUUUCCAUUUAUUGAUUUGCCAUGAAAACAUUACAAUAGUGCAUUUUUGGUAUAAUUCCGCUCAAGUUUGAUAUUUUUGUAUUGAUGACGGAAACAUUUUUUUUUUGUAUGGGGAAAAAUAUUCUUGCCAGUUUUCUUUAUGCAAUUUAUAUGAGUUUAUGAUUGUUUUGUGUCUCCUGCAUCUCCUUUCUUCCAUGAAAUAAUGUUUCUCCCCCCCCCCCCCCCUAUAUUUUCUGGUUACUCAGGACAAUCCACAUACUGUACAGUAUUCCUAAAUGCAGACUAACUCUUUGCCAGGUAAAGAGAAGGUUAAAUUCUGGAAAAUGUUCUUUAUAUUUUUGUAAGGUUUUCAUUCUUUUUAAAUAAGUGUAGAAGAAUGUCUUAGAAAAAUAUCCCCUAGAAAGAAUGACUGUUGAAAUGCCCUCACAUUUGACAUAUAACACAAUAUCACCGACUUAUUUGGACCAAACUUUAUGCCGUAUGUAAAUGUAGUCCUAUGUACACACUUAUGUGUACAGUGCAUGUGAGUUUCUGCAAGACUGAGCAAAAUUGUUUAAAAAACUCCUAGUGUACACUGAUUCUUAUUUGCUACGUAAAUUACUUUACCGAAUGCUUCCAGACGGUUUCUUUCACAAUGCAAUCUUAUGAUCGGAACUCAAUUUUAUCUAAGCCCUGCCCAAGUUGUUCAGUUAAUGUCAAGAUUGAUUAAAAUAAUGUGAACCUCUUCAUCCUUCCGUCAUACCGGUACUUCAGAAGAAAAAAUAAACCUCUGCAAUGUGAUGACAGUGACUAAGAAACAUGUUUAGCAAUACUUGUUGGUUGCAUUAAACAUGGAAGGUUACCCUAAUUCAAGGUUAUUCCUGAUCUACGUUUGGUUAUUGUCGUGUUUUCUGUUGUUGCAAUGGAAAUUAUAGACAGGCCGGAUUUAUUGCUAAGUCUGCUGCUCUCAUAAUAAAACUUUUUUUUUUUUUUUUUUAACAAUUGGAAGCAUUUGUUGUAUUAAAUAGCACAAAUUAAAGAUGAACUUGAGUUCUGGU